Aplysia californica (California sea hare) is the source of this 1069-nucleotide messenger RNA. RefSeq lists its product as uncharacterized. NCBI's taxonomy places the organism in Eukaryota, Metazoa, Mollusca, Gastropoda, Aplysiida, Aplysiidae. The record is from RefSeq and is a predicted model, not a curated record.
GUGCAUGCUGCACACUAUCACAUAGGACACUUGGACAAGUCUGGUGACACCAGAGUUUGAAGUAUUUGUACUCUCUGUCAUCGCCCCAUGUGGAAGCAAAGACCCUAACACCUACCCACAAAAGAGCUACGUUGGUCAGUGACACACGCUCAAGAAGUGAUGGAACCGGCAUAUGUGUGGUGUAGUGGUUAGGCCCUUUGACGUCGUUAGCAAAAGACCUCAGGUUGAUUCCCUUGUGGAGAGAGUUUUCAUCGAGUAGCUCGGUCUUUCUGUUUGGACGUUGUGUCCCCCUUAGCCAGGGUUAGCCCUGACAGGCAGGGUCAAACUUGUCUCGUAAAUGACCUAAACUGUGUCAAUGUAGGCGUAAAUACAUCUACAUUGAAAGAAAAAAGAACCCGGCUGAAUCCCAACAACUUCCUAAAAAAAAGAACAUCGUUAACUUGGCCGUGUUAGCGUCUGUAGACAUCCCAACGAGAGGUCUGAAGGGGACGUAAAACCCAGCGAGCACAACAUGCCGCCCCGCGGUGGUGCUCCCGCCAAACACGUGAGCGCCCAGCUAGAGGGCCAGGCGAGCCCAGUUCGAAGACCACGGACCAGUCCUGGGUUUCUCCUCACCGGCUCCAGGAAGCUCUCGGUACAGCAGGCAGUCAGCCAUGACGACGAGCCUUAUGCUGAGGAAGAGGAGGUGUCGCCAGAAAUCGUGCGUCUGCGAGAAGAGGCCGCGGAGAUCAUCAAACAAGGACUAGCUUACAACGAGGACGGCUACGACAAUGGGGCGAAGGAUAAGAAAAACCCUGGGGCCUCUGGUCACACCUCCAACCAUGUGCUCAACGGGCUCUUCGUGAGACACGACUCCGAGUUUCCGUCUUCACACGCGCAUGCGCAAAAUGGCGGUGCGCAAGACGGGAAGAACCGGCACCAUCAAAACAACAACAACCUCAACAACAGUCAGCAGCAACAGCAACAGCAACAACAGCAGCAUAACCCAAUGCUGGCGACGUUCGGGGGCAGUCAUCUCUCAGAUACUCUAGGACAGUCCUCUCUAGACGCAAAACUUCAAUUCUGUUGA